This is a messenger RNA of Caenorhabditis briggsae, 102 nucleotides long. The transcript has a single exon. Bases 1 to 102 code for a protein of 33 amino acids. The record is from RefSeq and is a predicted model, not a curated record. NCBI's taxonomy places the organism in Eukaryota, Metazoa, Nematoda, Chromadorea, Rhabditida, Rhabditidae.
AUGCCCCUCACACGCUUUUUACCAAUCCCGCCUGUUUCAACCUCUCCUUCUAUUCCUAUAUUUUUUGUUCUCCUCCUGGGCAAUAUGUUCGUCACACGAUGA